AUGGUUCUCUGCAGGAAACCGGUGGAUUGCCUUCUCCGGGUAGGGAAUGAGGUCCUGCCUCAAGUGAAUGACUUCAAGUAUCUCGGGGUCUUGUCCACGAGUGAGGGAACAAUGGAGCGUGAGGUUGGACGGAGAAUCGGGGCAGCAGGAGCGAUAUUAAAGUCGCUUUAUCGCACUGUUACAACGAAGAGGGAGCUGAGCCGAGAGGCAAAGCUCUCCAUCUACCGUUCAUUCGACGUUCCUACCCUCACCUAUGGUUACGAACGAUGGGUCAUGAACGAAAGGACAAGAUCACAGGUACAAGCGGCCACAAUGGGCUUUCUCAGACGGGUACAAGCGGCCACAAUGGGCUUUCUCAGGCGGAUAGCUGGUGUCUCACGUAGAGACAGGGUGAGAAACGCUGCUUUUUGCGAGAGGCUCAGAGUCGAGCUCCUUCACGUAGAAAGGACCACUCCAAUUGACAUCCUGAAGGUUCUAGAGCUUUCAGAGGACAUGGAGGGUGUGUCACUGGAGGCCGGACUGUGCAUCAGCAGGAUGGGCCGAGAGGAUCCGGACCUCUCCUUCAAGAUCAACAAGAAAAUCCAACUGAGUGCUCCCACCAAGCAGCUGUUCCCUGAUUCCUCCUUCCCAGAAGACUUCUCUCUGAUGACCACAGUUCGAGCUGCGAAGGGCUCACAAGUUUUUCUGCUGUCGCUGUACGACCCUCAGGGUACGCAACAGUUGGGUUUAGAGCUCGGACGAUCUCCUGUAUUUCUGUACGAGGAUCAGGACGGUAAACCCAUCCCGGAACUCUACCCCACUUUUAGGAAAAUCAACCUGGCGGAUGGGAAGUGGCAUCGAGUGGCAUACAGCGUGAAGGGUCAACAGGUUACGCUUUACUUGGACUGCGUCAAGCUGGAGACUUUGGAACUGCUGCGGGGGCCCCGACCGCAUGUCAGCACCGACGGCGUAACAGUGUUUGGAACGCGACUGCUUGACCAAAACGUCUUUGAGGGUGACAUCCAGCAGCUGCUUCUGGUGGACGACCCAGCGGCGGCUGAGACGUACUGUAGGGACUUCAUCCCGGACUGUGAUGCUCCAUUGCCCUACGAGAGCAUCCUUACUAACAUCGCUGCCGAUGAGGUGAGCCCCCCGCACACUGUGCACUCCUCCCCUCAAGCGGCCUUUGCUAUGCCACAGGUGGAUGUGACGUCAAAGAAGCACGUGGUAGAGGAGUUGGAUGAGUAUGACUUAAGUGAUCUCUACGAGGACGUCUCCAUCUCCACAGUGACGGCUGGACCCAACCUCACCGAAUACGAGAUUUUUGAGUAUGAGGAUUACGACAACUCCACGGAUGACUACCAAGUGAAUGAAUACGAAUACGAAGAGGAAGAAGUGGACGAGCGAUACAGACCAGCUGAAAGGGAAGGAGGAAUCGGUCUGAACGCGCAGGGACCAACGGGCCCUCCAGGAAUUACGGGGGUGGUGGGACCCCGAGGAGACCCCGGUGAACUGGGACCUCCAGGACUGCCGGGUAUGAAUGGAGUUGAUGGCAUACCAGGACCUCCUGGAAAUAUCUUGGUCUUACCGUUCCGGGCAGGCGGUGGUCAAAAAUCGGCUACCCUUUCGGCACAGGAGGCUCAAGCUCAGGCCAUCCUACAGCAGACCAAGUUGUCUAUGAUGGGCCCCCCUGGUCCACUUGGCCUUAGAGGACGACCUGGUCCACUUGGCACACCAGGUCCAUCUGGCCUGAAGGGCAGCAACGGAGAAGUGGGACCACCGGGUUCACCUGGAGCCCCAGGAAUCCCAGGACUGAAUGGGCGCCCUGGAAAAAGGGGGCGAUCGGGAGCAGAUGGUGGGCGAGGUGACAUUGGCGAGACGGGUGUAAAGGGGGACAGAGGCUUCGACGGUCUGCCUGGUCUACCUGGAGACAAGGGACAUAAAGGCGAAAGAGGGAAGCCAGGGCCGCAAGGUCCUGACGGAGAGCCAGGAGAAAAGGGUUCCGAGGGCCCGCCAGGACCAAGAGGACAACCAGGCGAUGCUGGCUCAAGAGGAAUGAAUGGCCCCCGAGGUCGUCCUGGACCCGCAGGACAGUCAGGCAUUCGGGGAAUCGAUGGUGCUCAAGGUUCAAAGGGCAACAUUGGGCUCCUUGGAGACAUUGGAGCACCAGGACAGCAAGGCAGUCCUGGAAUUCAGGGCUUUCCUGGUCCUCAGGGAUUAGUCGGACUACCUGGAGAGAAGGGGCCACAAGGGAAGAAAGGGAUGCAGGGUUUACCUGGAAACGACGGCCCUCCAGGUCAUCCCGGACGGGAAGGUACUCCUGGUGAAAAAGGUUUACCGGGUCCCAUGGGAGUGCAGGGGCCUGUUGGAUACCCUGGACAACGAGGAGUAAAGGGAGCAGAUGGCAUCAGAGGACUGAAAGGCAGUAAAGGCGAGAAGGGUGAGGACGGGUUACCUGGAGCCAAGGGCGAGAUGGGCGGCAAAGGUGACGGAGGCGAGGACGGCGCCACGGGAGUACGUGGUGAAGAUGGACCGGAAGGAGCCAAAGGGCAGACGGGACCUCUGGGAGAACCGGGACCCGCGGGCAUACCUGGAGAGAAGGGAAAACUAGGAAUACCCGGAUUGCCAGGAUAUCCUGGACGACUUGGCCCAAAGGGUUCUGAUGGAUUUCCUGGAGGAAUGGGAGCUCCCGGAGAGAAAGGCAAAAAAGGUCCUGCAGGACAACCAGGAGGUGCAGGACAAAGGGGUCCAAACGGUUCACGGGGAGGAAGAGGAGCAAAAGGACCCACAGGGAAACCUGGAGAAAAGGGUGCCUCUGGGCAUGACGGCUCCCAAGGAUCAACUGGCGAAAGAGGACCACAAGGACCACAAGGAAGGAGUGGAGAGCCAGGACCCAAAGGAGCAAUUGGCCCAGGCGGAAAAGAUGGCCUUCCGGGGCAUCCGGGUCAGCGAGGUGAACCGGGAUUCCAAGGGAAGACAGGACCCCCAGGACCCUCUGGUGUGGUGGGGCCACAGGGAAAAUCAGGAGAGCCUGGCCCCACAGGGGACAGAGGGCACCCGGGUUCACCGGGUGUACCCGGAGAACAUGGUUUACCUGGUUCAGCUGGGAAAGAAGGUGGAAAGGGUGAUCCUGGAUUACCUGGAACAGUGGGGAAGAAUGGACCCCCAGGACUGAAAGGAUUUAGGGGUAUCAGAGGCGCACCAGGCGUUGUGGGGCCUCCUGGUCUAAAAGGAAGUGCAGGACCCUCUGGAGCACCAGGUGCUAUUGGGCCGGGCGCCGAGAGAGGCCCCCCCGGGCCAGCUGGAGCCAUCGGACAGCCAGGCCGAGCCGGACCUAUUGGAGGGCCAGGAGCAACGGGAGAGAAGGGCGAGCCUGGUGAGAAAGGUCCAAUUGGACCCGUUGGUCAGGAUGGAGAACAGGGACCAGUGGGCAUGCUUGGAGCUACAGGUCCUCUAGGACCUGCAGGAGAUGAUGGAGAUAAGGGGGAGCAAGGAGGACCAGGUCAGAAAGGAAGUAAAGGCGAUAAAGGCGAAGCUGGACCCCAAGGACCGACCGGUACUCAGGGGCCCCUUGGGCAACCAGGACUUCCUGGUCAAGACGGGGAGGUAGGGCCCCGGGGACAGCAGGGAAUGUACGGACCCAAAGGAGAUGAGGGACUUCGUGGUUUUAAGGGUUUGAGAGGACCAAUCGGAUUACAGGGAAUGCCCGGUCUUCCUGGUGAAAAAGGCGAGAGCGGACAUUCUGGACUGAUGGGUCCACCUGGGCAACAAGGACCCAUCGGUUCUCAAGGACCAAUCGGUGGACAGGGGCCGGUGGGUCGGCCGGGUAUGGUCGGACAGCCUGGUGUGGUUGGAGAAAAGGGAGAGGAUGGUGAAUCUGGUGAUCCUGGCCCAGUUGGCUUUUCAGGAAAGAUAGGUGAGACGGGUGACCAAGGCGAGAAAGGAGAUGCUGGUGCUCCCGGAGCAGCUGGUCCUCCAGGUUCUCGAGGCACUCCAGGGGAGGACGGAGCCAAGGGCAAUGCGGGUUCUAUUGGUCUCACUGGGGACAUUGGUCAGCAAGGGGAGGCUGGACCCAAUGGUUUUGAUGGCCUUCCUGGGUCUAAAGGAGAUACCGGAGAGCCUGGAAAAUCUGGACCACCAGGAGCAGCGGGAGAACCAGGACCACCAGGACCUCCGGGUCGAAGGGGUCAUCUGGGGAAAGCUGGGAAAGACGGAAAGGAAGGCCGGAAAGGAGCCAAAGGUGCUCCUGGAUUUGAGGGUCCAAUUGGAAAAACAGGGCCAGUGGGUCGUCAGGGGCAGGCCGGCAAGGCUGGCCCACAGGGUCUUCGAGGGAUUCCUGGUCCUCCUGGUGAGCAAGGCUUAAAUGGGCCAUCAGGCCAGACAGGACCACCCGGUCCAAUGGGUCCACCAGGGUUAGUCGGACUAAAGGGAGACCAUGGAAAAAUCGGAGACAAGGGGCAUGGGGGUCUCAUAGGUUUGAUCGGGCCCCCAGGAGACAUCGGGGAAAAGGGAGACCGAGGGCUGCCGGGAAGCCAGGGACUACCAGGUCCAAAAGGAGAUGAGGGUCCUGUUGGCCUAGCAGGUCCUGUUGGCCCGCCUGGUGUUACAGGUCUAUCUGGCGCUAUCGGUAUAAAGGGCUCUAAAGGAAAUCCGGGUCCAGCUGGAUCCCCAGGAGACACUGGACCCGCAGGACCUCCAGGACCCCCUGGACUGCCAGCGAGCUCCCCAAUGUGGGAACGAGGGCGACAAAGGCGAACCCACAAUCUGGAUGGUGUGGUUCUGGAAGGGGAGGACGAGAUGGUGGAUGGCGGCAAGGAGGACGAGGAGUGGAUUCAGGGGGAUCAGGCCAAGUCAGACACAUGGACUAACGAAAAGAAUGAGGGCCAAGGCAUGGAGGAGGUGUUUGCUUCGCUGUCAUCCAUGAAAGUGGAUGUUGAGGGCCUGCGCACUCCACAGGGAACCUACCACAGCCCCGCUCGGUCCUGCAAGGAGCUCUGGCUACUCAGUCCAGAACUUCCGAAUGGGGAUUAUUGGAUUGACCCCAACCAAGGCUGCCACCGAGACUCCUUCAAGGUGUUUUGCAACUUUACCGCUCAGGGCGAGACAUGCCUCUAUCCAGACAAGAAGUUUCAGUCGGUAAAGCUGGCCGGGUGGAAAGGGGAAAAGCCCGGCACCUGGUACAGUAAAUUCCGGAAAGGCAAAGAGUUCUCGUACACCGGUGCGGAUGGCGCUCCAGUUCACGUGGUGCAGAUGAACUUCCUCAAGCUGGUUAGUGUGACGGUCAGGCAGACGUUCACCUACCACUGCCUUAAUUCGGCCGCCUGGCUGAAUAGUGCCAAUGGCGGCCACCAGUUAGCGUUACGCUUUCGCGGCGGUGAUGGCGAAGAGCUGACGCAUGAAAACACGAACUACAUCCGUGCACUCUAUGAUGGCUGUCAGACGCGCUCGGGGCAAGAGAGGACGUUGUUAGAAAUGGACGCCCCACACUCACUCACGCUGCCGGUGAUCGACGUGGCCGUGAGCGACUUUGGCAACCCAGGCCAGAAGUUCGGCUUCCAGGUCGGAACGGUUUGCUUUGGCGGUUAA
Messenger RNA from Nerophis lumbriciformis (worm pipefish), 5565 nucleotides. NCBI's taxonomy places the organism in Eukaryota, Metazoa, Chordata, Actinopteri, Syngnathiformes, Syngnathidae. The record is from RefSeq and is a predicted model, not a curated record.